GCCGCCCGCUCCCGCCCGCGCGCGGCGGGAUGGACGAUCAAUCCAGGAUGCUGCAGACUCUGGCCGGGGUGAACCUGGCCGGCCACUCGGUGCAGGGGGGCAUGGCCCUGCCGCCUCCCCCGCACGGCCACGAAGGGGCGGACGGCGACGGCAGGAAGCAGGACAUCGGCGACAUCCUCCACCAGAUCAUGACCAUCACCGACCAGAGCUUGGACGAGGCGCAAGCAAAGAAACAUGCCCUGAACUGUCACAGAAUGAAACCCGCGCUCUUCAGCGUCCUGUGUGAGAUCAAAGAGAAAACAGGUCUCAGCAUCAGAGGAGCCCAGGAGGAGGACCCUCCCGACCCCCAGCUAAUGAGACUGGACAAUAUGCUUUUGGCAGAAGGGGUUUCAGGUCCUGAGAAAGGUGGGGGAUCGGCGGCAGCAGCUGCAGCCGCGGCAGCCUCUGGAGGUUCUUCAGAUAACUCUAUUGAACACUCAGAUUACAGAGCCAAAUUGACCCAGAUCAGACAAAUCUAUCACACAGAACUGGAGAAAUAUGAACAGGCAUGUAAUGAAUUCACUACACAUGUGAUGAACCUUCUCCGAGAGCAGAGUAGAACACGUCCCAUUUCCCCAAAAGAAAUUGAAAGAAUGGUGGGCAUCAUCCAUCGAAAAUUUAGUUCCAUUCAGAUGCAGCUCAAACAAAGCACUUGUGAAGCAGUUAUGAUUUUAAGAUCAAGGUUCCUUGAUGCCAGACGAAAAAGGCGUAACUUCAGUAAACAGGCCACCGAAAUCUUGAAUGAAUAUUUUUACUCACACCUCAGUAACCCCUACCCCAGUGAAGAAGCCAAAGAGGAGCUGGCCAAGAAAUGCAGCAUCACAGUGUCACAGGUAUCCAACUGGUUUGGCAACAAACGAAUCAGGUACAAGAAGAAUAUCGGCAAGUUUCAGGAAGAAGCCAACCUCUAUGCCGCAAAGACAGCCGUGACCGCCGCGCACGCAGUAGCCGCAGCUGUGCAGAACAACCAGACCAAUUCGCCCACCACGCCAAAUUCUGGUUCUUCUGGUUCUUUUAACCUCCCAAAUUCUGGGGACAUGUUCAUGAACAUGCAGAGUCUGAAUGGGGAUUCUUACCAAGGGUCCCAAGUCGGAGCCAAUGUGCAAUCACAGGUGGAUACCCUCCGUCAUGUUAUCAAUCAGACGGGAGGCUACAGUGAUGGCCUUGGAGGAAACGCACUGUACAGUCCACAUAACCUAAAUGCUAAUGGAGGCUGGCAGGACGCAACAACUCCAUCUUCUGUGACUUCCCCUACAGAAGGCCCGGGAAGUGUGCACUCUGAUACCUCUAACUAAUCUCUGGCAACACUUUUCCCUGAGCUGACAUGCCUUGCUAAGUGCAUUCAGAGCAAUAGGAGGAAAAGGAAAGCGUUUUGUAGCCCACCAUCUACAGCUUUACUGUAAAACCUUGUCUUAUUAGAGAACUUGGUAAAUCAGUUUUUUAAAGGAAUCAUAAUCAUUUGUAUUUAUACUUAAAAACACACAAUGUUAAAAAAGCACUUUAUCCAAUUAGGCCAAGAUUUAACAUUGUUGACAGUCCUGUAGCUAUUUUAUCAUAAUUUAUUAUCAAUAUUUUACAUUAAUGGUUUCACAGUUGCCAAUUACUUGGCCUUAAGGGUAAAAAGUACAAUAUAUGCUAAACCUCAAUCGUUAGAGCAGAUGCAAAGAUUCACCUCACCUAAAUUGAAUUUCUUGCAUUUUUCCAUCGCGGACUUUGAUUGUCUUUCUUUCAUAUCGCUAAUGGGGUUGGAAUAAAGGAGCUGUUUGGCUAUCUCUGUUAACGAUGGUUUGUUUAAGAAUCUUCCUUGUCACGUUUGCGUUUCGAUCUCUUACGUUAUAAUUAGAUCAGAGACUGGUAGCAUCUUUUCUCUCUCUGGAAGCACCAGUGCCCAGAGUCUACUCGGUAAUUAAAUUCUGGAUCCAGAUUGUUCUGAGAGAUGAAGAUCCUUGCUGCUGAUAGAGGUGAACACGAGAUCCGUCUGGGGCUGUACGGCGUGCACUGGGUGCUGCACAGGCUUGUCAAGGUUUGCUACGUCCUCUGGGCAUCCACAAAGGCCCUGCUCUCUGGAGUGUUGUAUAUAGUGUAGCAAAAGAGUAUUUAUACAUCUCACCAAUCAAAACACAGCUUUAUUACCUCAUGCGAACUCAUACAAACCAAUAGAAUUUCCACAUGUUCUGUAGCUUAGAGUGUGCUCACUUACUACCUCUGAACAAUACUCACGCUGUAGUUCGUCUCUUUCUUACCUUUUUGCAUCUUGUAAUUAACUCUUUGUUUCCCUUCACAAAAUGUAAUGUACAUUGUAAUCUUUUAAAAGAAAAAUCAGGGUUGCAUUUGCAACUUUUAAAAAACCAAGAGUGGAAACAUCGGGUCUUCAAUUAACACAGGAUCAGUAAAACCGUUGUAAAUACCGAGAAAGCAUUUUGAAUGUUCUUCAUCUUGUUACUAAUCCAUGCAAAAAAAAAAAGAAAAAAAAAAGGCGGCUAAUUGUGAUGCAUUCAGAUUUCAGUAUUCAGUACUGUAUAUUUCACCCUGUGUAACGGGGCCCCUCCCUCUCCUUUCUCUCUUUUUGUAUUGUAUGCGAUUCUGAAACUGAUUGAGUCAUGAAAAUAAUUUGUGGCGGUGAUUCUAAUGUAUUAAAAAUGUUUCGUGUUCCUUUCUAACUGGAUUACACCCUGGAUUGAAAAAGUCUUCCUCGUGGUAGCUAUAUGUAGUUUCAAACAUGAAUAAACUUUUUGCUUUCAUGAUUAAA
Molecule: messenger RNA, 2788 nt
Organism: Lynx canadensis (Canada lynx)
Lineage: Eukaryota; Metazoa; Chordata; Mammalia; Carnivora; Felidae
Gene: PBX3
Product: PBX homeobox 3
Exons: 9
Coding region: 30-1334 (434 amino acids)
Biological process (GO): neuron development; brain development; regulation of transcription by RNA polymerase II
Cellular component (GO): nucleus
Molecular function (GO): DNA-binding transcription factor activity, RNA polymerase II-specific; RNA polymerase II cis-regulatory region sequence-specific DNA binding
Source: RefSeq, a predicted model, not a curated record